Messenger RNA from Poecile atricapillus (Black-capped chickadee), 497 nucleotides. RefSeq lists its product as uncharacterized. The record is from RefSeq and is a predicted model, not a curated record. Lineage: Eukaryota; Metazoa; Chordata; Aves; Passeriformes; Paridae. Bases 49 to 405 code for a protein of 118 amino acids. The transcript has 2 exons.
ACGCCGUGGCGGUGGAGAUGAGAUCGAUAGAGGAGAGGAAGGAAGGAAAUGGAUGUUAUCUGUCUGAGGGCGCUCCCGCAGCCUCCUCGCCCUCCCGCCCAUCUCCGACGGUGCCUUGAGCCGCCCCGCUCAGCGCUCCCGCCGCCCGCGGCUGCCGGGCCACACACGCCAUCGCCACCGGUGCGACGGCCCCGGCGAGGCCCGCGGGAGCAGAGCCAGCCGCCCCGCGUUCCCGCCGAGGAGACCCUGACCCCUUGCUCCGCACCUCUCCGCACCCCUCCACGCCGCGCAGCGGGGUGCGCGCAGCCUGCCCGCUCUACGGCGGAUGGACAGAUCGCCCGGAUUGUUUUUACUUUUAGAGGAAUGUCCCUUGCUAUUGAUUUUUUUUUUUUUACUCCUCCCUAGAUUUCUGUAGGUUGCUAUGUGGCAUGUUGCUCUCAUUUCUUGACUUUUUGAAAUAACUGGAUUUAAAUUUAUCGAACAACCUGUUAUCCAUA